Messenger RNA from Guyanagaster necrorhizus, 870 nucleotides. RefSeq names its product PRP38-domain-containing protein. The transcript is spliced from 5 exons. NCBI's taxonomy places the organism in Eukaryota, Fungi, Basidiomycota, Agaricomycetes, Agaricales, Physalacriaceae. The record is from RefSeq and is a predicted model, not a curated record. Bases 16 to 780 code for a protein of 254 amino acids.
CAUCAUCACGCUUCCAUGGCCAACACCACCGUCAGCGGCUCCUUCGCCAUCCACGGCCAGAAUCCACAACAUCUAGUCGAGACUGUCAUCCGUAACCGAAUUUACGAGUCCAAUUACUGGAAAGAACAUUGUUUUGCAUUAACUGCCGAAAGCCUCAUUGACAAGGCCAUUGAACUGAAAUAUAUUGGAGGUGUAUACGGAAACCAGCGACCGACAGAUUUUAUGUGCCUCUUGUUAAAGUUGCUCCAGAUCCAGCCUGAGAAAGAAAUCCUCAUUGAAUAUCUGCAGGCGGAGGAUUUCAAAUAUCUACGGGCUCUGGCAGCAAUGUACAUCCGGAUGACAUUUCGCGCGGUGGAGGUGUACGAUCUCCUCGAGCCACUGCUGAAGGACUACAGAAAAUUACGGCUUCGGAACAUGGCCGGCUACUCUCUUACAUUCAUUGACGAGUUCGCGGAUUCGCUGCUAACAGAGGAACGCGUCUGCGAUAUUAUUCUGCCACGGCUAGCGAAAAGACAGAUCCUUGAAGAAAACGGAGACAUUGGUCCCAGAAAGAGUCGCUUACUGGACGCAAUGGAAGGCAAGAGCGACCGGGGAAGAAGCCGCAGCAGGAGCAGUAGCAGAACGAGUUCACGCUCACAAAGUCGGAGCAGGAGCUUGUCGUCUGCGGGUCGUUUCAUUUCCAGAAGCCCUUCUCGUUCCCGGUCGGGUUCGCGGUCACCGUCCCCAUUCCGGUCUCGUAGUAGAAGCAUCUCUCCAGAUCGUAUGGAAACAGAUUCGUGAUGUAUUAACAAGUGUACUAUACUAUCUUUUCUUCUGUUUGUCAAAUCUCUGGUCUUUCCAGACACCAAGCUCCUUUGCGAGGACUUUCCA